GGCAGCCAUCAUGAUAAAUGAAGUUUUGGAAUGCAAAAGUGUUGGUUUUACUUGAAUAACUUUCACUGAAGGCGUUUUCCAGCCUUAAAAAUGGAAACCCCGGUAGAGCGAUGGUUAGGAACGUUCAUGUGCCGCCAAUACUCGCCAGUGUUCUUCGCACAUGGAUACAAAACACUGGAAUCCGUGUGCCAGCUCCAAGCGGGACAACUUCAUACUAUGGGAGUUAACAUGCUAGAUGCAGAGAAGAUUCUAGAGAACGUCAACAUGUUGCGGCAAACUAUGAGUGUGGGUACUCAGUCUCCUUCGGGCCCCAUGCCUCCACCCUCUAGUGUCCCCUACAGUGCACCCCUAGACCCAGUUGUGUCACCCGCCAGUAACGCACUCAGAAACGUUGCAGCAAUGAAUGCCAACAGAGGUGGGAUGAACCAAUAUAGUGACAGUAUGAUGGGCUCCUACUCCCGACCUCCCAUGCCUCCAUACUCUCACAAUGACCCCACACAAAUGGGUGCUAUGGGCUCUAUGGGUUCUAUGGGGAUGUCAGGGUAUGGGAGCCAGGCUGACCUCUACUCCGGGCAGGCACAUGCUCCACCUAUGAUGCAUCAGCCAUCUUACAGCAGUGCCAGCAGCAUGUAUAUGAACCAGACCAUGUCUUCGCCACCAUACAGUACAGCAGCACAUCAGGGCUACACACCCCCAGCCUACCCCAUGCCAACGUAUAACAGCCCUACAGGUCAUAUGGGUACAGAGAGUUCGCUGUAUCAUGCAGGGCCCACUGCCCUCCCUCCUCCCCCUAUGAGGCCCCCACCCUCACCUGCCACUGAUAGCUUCCUGCAACAUAUGGGCUCUUCCUCCCAUUCAUACCCCAGUAUGCAGCCUCAACCCAUGGGGGCACCUACAUAUGAUAAAUACAGGGACAUGAGACUAGGAGUGCCCCCUAUCCCUCAGUCACCACACCACAUACAAAGCAGCCCCUCACACUUAAAUUCUAUGAGACAGAGCAAUCACUUUGCAUACCCAGGUCAGACUCCCCCUGGCCCCACAUACCCAAGUCAUACCAGGACCUCUCCCAUAAGUCCUAUGAUUCGUAGCCCUGCCUCUGUGCAUAGCAACCACAGUGUACCCAGUGUGCCAACAGACAGUUCGAUGCCACCUAAAAAUAUGGAUACUUUGACGAGCCCUAUAUCUGCAUCGGUUAAGUCCCCAGGGUCGGUGGCCUCACCGGCUCAUUCAAUGGGGGCUAUGGGUUCCCCAAACCCUCCUCGGCAGUCCCCAGCACAGCAGCCUACCAGCUCACCUGCCCAUCCUGCCUUCCCCCCUCAAGGUCAGGGUCACACACCAAUGGCUUCCCCCGCACACAGCGGCCACUACUCACCACAGAAUAGCUACAGUAGUGGUCACUCACAACAACAUAACUCACCGUAUCAACAACAGCAUAGUUCACCAUACCAACAACAACAGAACACACCGCAACAGCCUAGCACUCCUCAGCAACAGAUUCAACAGCAACAACAACAACAACAACAACAGCAACAGCAGCAGCAACAGCAGCAUCAGCAGCAACAGCAGCAACAAUCACAACAUCAAAACUAUCUGCCACAAUCCCCUGGGGGAUUCAAUAACCAAUCAAACCCUAGC
Owenia fusiformis is the source of this 1635-nucleotide messenger RNA. The record is from the annotation of a GenBank genome assembly. Lineage: Eukaryota; Metazoa; Annelida; Polychaeta; Sabellida; Oweniidae.